Molecule: messenger RNA, 15670 nt
Organism: Callithrix jacchus (white-tufted-ear marmoset)
Lineage: Eukaryota; Metazoa; Chordata; Mammalia; Primates; Cebidae
Biological process (GO): regulation of transcription by RNA polymerase II
Molecular function (GO): RNA polymerase II cis-regulatory region sequence-specific DNA binding; DNA-binding transcription factor activity, RNA polymerase II-specific
Source: RefSeq, a predicted model, not a curated record
GCUAAUUUUUAUUUUUAGUAGAGACGGGAUUUUGCCAUGUUGGCCAGGCUGGUCUCCAGCUCCUGACCUCUGGUGAUCCACCCUCCUCGGCCUCCCAUAGUGCUGCGAUUACAGGCUUAAGCCACGGUCCCGGGCCUAUCACUCUACAUCCAGCCCAGCAUCUGAUCACAUCUUCCGUCACUCGGGGCCUGAGGAGGCGGGGAUUUAAGCCCUUUAAUCAGGAACACUGGGUUGGAAUCGUCCAAUCAGGCACGCAGCUGGAGCGGAAGGGGCGGCUUUCAGGACGUGGGGCGGGACCGUUGUUUCUCGUUGCCGCUCGAGUUCUAGGUCUCGUCUUCACUUCUCUGUGACCUCAGCCUCUGUGGCCCUGUGACCUGCAGGUAUUGGGAGACGCACACCUAAGACGCUAGGACCCCCUGGAAGCCUAGAAAUGGGACAGUUGACAUUUAAUGAUGUGAUCAUCGAAUUCUCUCUGGAGGAGUGGCAAUGCCUGGACAAGACUCAGCAGAAUUUUUAUAGGGAUGUUAUGUUAGAGAACUACAGAAACCUGGUCUUUGUGGGUAUUGCUGUCUCUAAGCCAGACUUGAUAACUUGUCUGAAGGAAGGAAAAGAGCCUUGGAGUAUGAGGAGACAUGAGAUGGUAACUAAACCCCCAGCUAUGUGUUCUCAUUUUACACAAGAUGUUUUGCCAGAGCAGAGCAUUAAAGAUUCUUUCCAGGAAGUAAUACUGAGAACAUAUGCAAGAUGUGGACAUAAGAAUUUACAAUUAAGAAGAGACUGGAAAAGUGUGAAUGAGGGUGAGAUGCCCAAAGGAGAUAAUAAUAAACUUAACCAAUGUUCACCAACUACCCAGAGAAAAAUAUUUCAGUGUAAUAAACAUAUGAAAGUUUUUUAUAACUAUUCAAAUUCAAGUAGAAAUAAGAUUAGACACACUAAAAAGAAAACUUUCAAAUGUAUAGAAUGUGGCAAAUUAUUUUUCAUGCUUUCACACUUAAUUCAACAUAAAAGAAUUCAUACUAGAGAGAAUUUCUACAAAUGUGAAGAAUGUGGCAAAGCCUUCAAAUGGUUCUCAAUCUUUACUAAACAUAAGAUAAUUCAUACUGAAGGUAAACCCUACAAAUGUGAAGAAUGUGGCAAAGCUUUUAAGUGGUCCUCAAAACUUACUGCACAUAAGGUAAUUCACACCAGAGAGAAGCCCUACAAAUGUGAAGAAUGUGGCAAAGCUUUUAGCCAGUCCUCAACCCUUAGAAAACAUGAAAUAAUUUAUACUGGAGAGAAACCCUACAAAUGUAAAGAAUGUGGCAAAGCUUUUAGCCAGUCCUCAAAUCUUACUGAGCAUAAGAGAAUUCAUACUGGAAAGGAACCCUACAAAUGUGAAGAAUGUGGGAAAGCUUUUAAGUGGUCCUCCAAACUUACUGCACAUAAGGUAAUACAUACCGGAGAGAAACCCUACAAAUGUGAAGAAUGUGGUAAAGCUUUUAAUCGUUUCUCAGGCGUUACAAAACAUAAGAUAAUUCAUACUGGAGAGAAACCCUACAAAUGUGAAGAAUGUGGCAAAGCUUUUAACAAUCUCUCAACCCUUACAAAACAUAAGAGAAUUCAUACUGGGGAGAAACCCUACAAAUGUAAAGAAUGUGACAAAGCUUUUAAGCAGUCCUCACACCUUACUAGACAUAAAAGAAUUCAUACUGGAGAGAAACCCUACAAAUGUGAAGAAUGUGGCAAAGCUUUUAGCCUGUCCUCAACCCUUAGAAAACAUGAGAAAAUUCAUACUAGAGAGAAACCCUACAAAUGUGAAAAAUGUGGCAAAGCUUUCAACCAGUCCUCAAACCUUACUACACAUAAAAGAAUUCAUACUGGAGAGAAACCUUACAAAUGUGAAGAAUGUGGCAAAGCUUUUAAGUGGUCCUCAAAAUUUACUGCACAUAAGGUAAUUCAUACCGGAGAGAGGCCCUACAAAUGUGAAGAAUGUGGCAAAGCUUUUAAUCAUUUCUCAGGUGUUAGAAAACAUAAGAUAAUUCAUACUGGAAAGAAACCCUACAAAUGUGAAGAAUGUGGCAAAGCUUUUAACCAGUUCCCAACCCUUAGAAGACAUAAGAUAAUUCAUACUGGAGAGAAACCCUACAAAUGCAAAGAAUGUGGCAAAGCUUUUAACAAUCUCUCAACCUUUAUGAAACAUAAGAGAAUUCAUACUGGAGAGAAACCUUACAAAUGUGAAGAAUGUGGUAAAGCUUUUAGCCAGUCCUCAACCCUUAGACAACAUGAGAUAAUUCAUACUGGAGAGAAACCCUAUGAAUGCAAAGAAUGCGGCAAGGCUUAUAAGCAAAUUUCACACCUUACUAGACAUAAAGCAAUUCAUACUGGAGAGAAACCCUACAAAUGUGAAGAAUGUGGCAAAGCUUUUAUUCAGUCCUCACACCUUACUACACAUAAAACAAUUCAUACUGGAGAGAAACCCUACAAAUGUGAAGAAUGUGGCAAAACUUUUAAACAAUCCUCACACCUUACUAGACAUAAAACAAUUCAUACUGGAGCGAAUCUCUAGAAUCACUACAAAUGUGAAGAAUGUGGCAAAGCUUUUAACCAUCCUUCAGCUCUUACUAAACAGAUAAUUCAUACUGCAGAGAACACCUAAAAAUUUGAAAAUGUAGCAAAGCUUUCAACCAUUUUACAAACCUUUAUACAUAGAAGAUAAUUUAUACGAGACAGACCCUACAUAUGUGAUGAAUGUGGCAAAACUUAACCAGUCCUCAAACCUUACUAGAAAGAAAACAAUCCAUACUGGAGAGAAACCCUACAAAUGUAAAGAAUGUGGCAAAGCUUUUAACCACUUCUCAAAUCUUACUAAACAUAAGAUAAUUCAUACUGGAGAGAAACCCUACAAACAUGAAGAAUGUGGCAAAGUCUUUAUCCAGUCCUUACACCUUAAUACACAUAAAAUAAUUGGUACUGGAGAAGAACCCUGCAAAUGUAAUAAAUGUGUAAAGUUUCCAACCAUUGCCAUUGCUCAGCUCUUACUCAAAAUGAGAGAAUUCUCAAAAAGGAUAAACUCCAGAAAUGUGAAUAAUAUGGCAAAACUUUUAACCAGUUCUUAUAUCUUACUGCACAUAAGAUUAUUCAUACUAAAGAGAAACCCUACAAAUGUGAAGAAUGUGGCUGAACUUUUAAUCACUGUUCAAAUUUUACUAAACAUAAAAUAAUUCAUACUAGAGACAAACACUACAAAUGUGAAGAAUGGGCAAAGCUUUUAACCAGUCCUCAAACCUUACUCAAUAUAAGAUAAUUUAUACUGUAGAGAAAUGCUACAAAUGCAAAGAAUUUGGCAGAACUUUUAAGUGCUUCUCAAAAUUUACUGAACCUAAGAUAAUUCAUACUGGAGAGAGACUUUACAAAUAUGAGAAAUGUGGCAAAGCUUCUAACGGGUUCUUAAAUCUUACUGAAUGUAAGAUAUAUUAGAGACAAAUUCUACAAAUGUGAAGAAUGUGGCAAAGCUUUUAACUGGUUUUCAAACCUUAUUGAACAUAACAUUAUUCAUACUGGAGAGAAGCCCAACAAAUAUAAAAAUACAGCAAAGCUUUUAACUGGUUUUCAGAUCUUACUCAACGUAAGAUAGUUUAUAUUGAAGACAAACUUUAGAAAUGUGAAAAAUAUGGCAGUGCUUUCAACCAAUUCUCAAACCUUACUAGACAUAAGAAAACUCAUAUUGGAGGCUGGGCACGGUGGCUCACACCUGUAAUCCCAGCACUUUGGGAGGCUGAGGUGGGUAGAUCCCGAGGUCAAGAGAUUGAGACCAUCCUGGUCACCAAGAUAAAACCACAUCUCUACUAAAAAUACAAAAAUUAGCUGGGCAUGGUGGUGCUUGCCUGCAGUCCCAGCUACUCGGGAGGCUGAGGCAGGAGAAUUGCUUGAACCCAGGAGGCAGAGUUUGUAAUGAGCCAAGAUCACACCAUUGCACUCUAGUCUGGGUAACAACAGUGAAACUCUGUCUCAAAAAAAAAAAAAAAAAUUCAUAUUGGAGAAAAACCUUACAAAUAUGAAGACAGUUGCAAAACUUUGAGCCAGUCCUCAACUCUUACUAAACAAGAUAAUUCAAUGGUAGAGAAACCCUAGAAAUGUGAAUAAUGUCAUAACCACUCUUCAGUUCUUAUAAACAGUUUAUACUGGAGAGAAACCUUGCAAACAUGAAGAAUGUUGCAAAGGUUUUAACUGGUUCUUAAACCUUACUGAACAUUAGGUAAUUCAUAAUGGAAACUAGCCCUACAAAUGUAAAGAAUGUGGCAAAGCCUGUAACCAUUUCUCACAUCUUAUCGCACAUAAGAUAAUUCAUAUCCUACAAAUGUGAAGAAUGUAACAAAGUCUUUAACUGGUCUUCGACUCUUACUAAACAUAAGAAAAUUGAUACAGAAGAUAAAUCUUACAAAUAUGAACGAUGUCACAAAGGUUUGAAAACUGUUGCUCACCCAUAAUUCCAGAACUUUGGGAGGCCAAGGAGGGCAGAUUAUAAGGUCAAGAGAUCAAGACCAUCCUGGCCAACAUGGUGAUACCCCAUCUCUACUAAAAAUAAUAAAAAAAAUAGCUGGGCAUGUUCACGCAUGCCUGUAGUGCCAGCUACUCGGGAGGCUGAGGCAGGAGAAUCACUUGAACUAGGGAGGCGGAGGUUGCAGUGAGCCAAGAUCUACCUACCUCUGCAUCCCAAAGUGCUGGGAUUACAGGCAUGAGCCACCAUGCUCAGUAUUGUUAAUGUGCUAAAAAUUUGGUUUUAAGUGGAGAAUUUUCUUACUAAUAUAACUUCCUGAUUCGUUAAUUAAAAUAUGAGGCAUACACUGUCCACAUGUGAAAGAAUUAAAUCAGUUUGCAUUUUGUUGUUGUUGUUUGUUUGUAAAAGAAGAGUCUUACUGGAUUCCUACACGAAGUGUGGCAAGUAUAAAAGUUGGUACAAAAUAUAUCUUAGAAAUAAAACUUUUCAGGCGAGGCAUGGUGGCUCACGCCUAUGAUCCCAGCACCUUGGGAGGCCGAGGUGGGUGGAUGAUGAGGUCAAGAGAUAGAGACCAUCUUGGUCAACAAGAUGAAACACCGUCUCUACUAAAAAUACAAUAAUUAGCUGGGCAUGGUGGCGCAUGCCUGUAGUCCCAGCUACUUAGGAGGCUGAGGCAGGAGAAUUGCUUGAAUCCGUAAGGUGGAGGUUGCGGUGAGCCGAGAUCACGCCAUUGCACUCCAGCCUGGGUAACAAGUGCAAAACUUCGUCUCAAAAAAAAAAAAAAUUAAAUUUAUCAGAGUUAAUGUAAGUAAAGAAUUCUAAAUUAAUUUUCUAUGAUACAGUACAACUUAUAUUUUAAUACAGACUUCUAUUUUUAAGUGUAAAUGUUAAGUGUUGCAAAGUAAUAGAAUAUACUCUUUGGAUUAAAGUUUUUAAAUUUAUUUUUUAUAUUACAAUUUGGAGAAAUUUUUCACUCAAUUUGUGUAGUGAGUGAAGUUGUCUACAGUUUUUUUGUUUUUGUUUUUGUUUUUUUUUUUUUAGUCACCUCACUGUAGGCAAUUCUUUGGUCACUUUCUCUGGAAAAAUUUUGGGGAAGAAAUUAUAACAGCUUUUGUAUUAAAACAUUUCCUGUUACUUUGCAUGCAAACUUGCUUACCGUGUUCAAACAGUGGCCAGUCUUGAGAUCAUAAGCAACACCUGCCCUGUUAAUGUCUUUCCUACCACUGCAGUCAGCACCAGAAACUCCUGCUGGCUCAAGCUUAAAAUAAAAGCUCUAAUGUACAUUGGCUCCUCCCAUGCAUAGUACUGAGUUCAGAACAUGAUGUUAAAUGUCAGAGCUCCUAUGGUUAUGACUAAAAAAUUAAAUGACAAAAACAGCACAGAAUUAUUUUUGAUACUAUUUAGCCAAGUUAAUGACAAAGACAUGAGAGUAUUUGGAAAAAUCAGUAUCCUUCUAUAAUGUUUUAAAUAUAUAUUUUAAACUUGGCAGAUAAAACAUAUUCUGUAAAACAUGAUGUUUUAAAGUAUAUAUAUGCAUUGUCAAAUGCUUAAUUUUAGGUAAUUAAUGCUUUACCUCACAUAGUUAACAUUUUUGUGGUGACAGCACAUCAUAUUGUCCCAGCAUUUUUCAAAAAUACGUUACUAUUAACUAUAGACAACAUGCUGUACAAUAAAUCUUUUGCCUGUAUUACUUCUAUCCAACUCUAAUUAUGUAUUUUUUGACAGACAUCUUUCUGGAGCCACCUUCUAAAUACCUUGGCAUCUAGUGGUCUUAAUUUUACUCUCUACUUCAGUGAGUUUAAAUUUUAUAUAAUUCAUGUGUAGGUAACAAUCAUAAAAUUUUAAUUUUACUGUGCCUGGCUUAUUUAAUAUAAUGUCUACCAGGUUAAUCCAUGUGAUUGAACAUAAUAGAAUUUUCUUUCUAAAAGAUAAAUAGUAUCUCAUCAGGUAUAUAUACAUUUUAUUUACUCAUUAGAUGCUGAUUUCAUAUAUUUGCUAUUGUGAAGAGUAUUGCAAACAACAUAGAAGUACUAAUUUUUUAAUCUAAUUUGUGUGUGUAUAUAUGUAUAUAUCCAAUAGUGAAAUUGCUGUGUUAUAUAGUAGUUUGAUUUUAGAUUUAUUGAGACAUUUGUUUCCAUUUUUAUAAUGGCUGUCUUCAUUUACCCUCAAACCAGGAGUAUGCAGGCAUUCCCUUCACAUUUUUACCAACACUUUUUUUUUUUUAAUAAGAGUCAUUCCAAUAUGAGUGAUUUUAUGUCUCAUAUAUUUUUGGCUUGCCUUUUUCUGAUAAUAAGUGACACUGAGCAUUUAAAAAUACCUAUGGUCAUGUAUAUGUCUUUUUGUGAAAAAAUAUUCAAGUUUUUUCUCAUUUUUAGUAGUUAUUUGUUUUUUAUUAUAUAGUCAGUUUCUUACAUAAUCUUGAUAUUCACCCCUUGUCACGUGUAUGAUUUGCAAAAUAUUCUCCAAUUUAUUAGUUUUCUUGAUUGUAUCAGAUUCUGUACAGCAACUUUUUAAUUUGAAGUAAUCUGACUUGUCUAUUUUUUCUUUAGUUUCCUGAGAUUUUGAGGUUAAAUUAAAAAAAUUUACUGCCUAAACCAAUCUGAUAGGGCCUUCAGUCUAUAUUUUUUGUAGUAGUUUCAGAGUUUCAGGCCUUACAUGUUAAGUAUUUAACAUAUGAAUGAUCCAAGAUGGCUGAUUGCUAACAUCUUGGGAUUGCAGCUCCCAGUGAAAGCGCAGAGAAUGAGAGGACGCCACCUUUCAGACAAAUUUUGGUCACUCAGGGAGCAGAAGAUUCCCAGUGGAGGAGUCACACGGGUCGCCAGUGUGACUCUUGUGGCCGGCGCAGUGGUUUUGCCAGCACCUCAGCGCGGCAGCUCUUGGUGCAGAGUAAACGGGACUGGUUCCCCUUCUGACCUAUGUUCAGAGGAGCUGCACGGGUCGCCAGUGUGACUCUUGUGGCUGGUGCAGCGGUUUUGCUGGCACCUUGGCACAGCAGCUUCUGGUGCAGAGUAAACGGGACUGGUUCCUUUUCUGACCGAGGUUUGGAGCUCUGGGAAGGCAGAGUUGCCUAUUGCGGACUCAACAAGGAAGUCAGACUGGAGAUUCCUGGGCAGAAAAGCACCAUCAGUCUUAACGCCGUUGUUUUUGCCAGCUCAGAGGGUUGCUCAUAUUUCAGCCAUGGGAAUUAACAACUUGGACGUCCACUCAGAGACCUAAUUUGAAAGUUGGUAAUUACAAAGACGACAGGUGGAUAAAUGUACAAUUAUGGGAAGAAACCAGCGUAAAAAGGCUGAGAAUACUGAAAAUCAGAAUGCCUCUCCCUCUACAGAGGAUCACAGUUCCUCAUUAACAAGGGAACAAGGCUUGAUGGAGAACGAGCACAUCCCAUUAACAAUCAGGCUUCAGAAGAUGGAUAAUAAGAAACUUCUGUGAGUUAAAAGAACAUGUUGUAGCCCAAUGUAAAGAAACUAAGAACUUUGAAAAAAGGUUUGAUGAAAUCCUAAUGAGAAUAGACAACUUAGAGACGAAUAUAAGUGAAUUAAUGGAACUGAAGAAUACAAUACAGGAACUGUAUGCACAGGUUUAAACACUCGAAUUGUUCAAGCAGACGAAAGGAUAUCAGAGGUCGAAGUCCAACUUAAUGAAAUAAAAUGAGAAGACAAGAUUAGAGAAAAAAGGAUAAAAAGGAAUGAGCAAAGUCUCCAAGAAAUGUGGGACUAUGUGAAAAGACCAAAUUUACAUUUGAUAUGUGUACCUGAAUGCGACAGAGAGAAUGAAUCCAAGCUGGAAAAUAUUCUUCAGGAUAUUAUUCAGGAAAAUUUUCCUAAACUAGCGAAGCAGGACAAUAUUCAACCUCAGGUAAUACAGAGAACACCACAAAGAUAUUCCUCAAGAAGAGCAACCCCAAGGCACAUAAUCGUUAGAUUCACCAGGGUUGAAACAAAGGAGAAAAUACUAAGGGCAGCCAGAGAGAAAGGUCAGGUUAAUUACAAAGGGAAGCCUAUGAGACUUACAGCAGAUCUCUCAGCAGAAACUCUACAAGCCAGAAGAGAGUGGGGGCCAAUAUUCAACACCCUUAAAGAACAGAACUUUUAGCCCAGAAUUUCAUAUCCAGCCAAACUAAGCUUCACAACUGAAGGAAAAAUCUUUUAUGAACAAGCAAGUACUCAGAGAUUUUAUUACCACCAGGCCUGCUUUACAAGAGCUUCUGAAAGAAGCAUUAAACAGAAAGAAACAACCAGUAUUAGCCUUUCUAAAAAUAUACCAAAAAGUAAAGAGCAUCAACAUAAAGAAGAAUUUACAUCAAUAAAUGGAUAAAACAGCCAGUUAACAUCAAAUGGCGGUAAUUCUAAAUUUAAAUCAACUAAAUCCCCCAAUCAAAAGAUACAGCCAAAACCCAACAAAAACUCAAAACAAAGGGAUGGAGAAAGAUUUACCAACCAAAUGGAGAGCAAAAAUAAAUAAAUAAAAAGCAGGAGUUGCAAUUCUCGUAUCUGAUAAAAUAGAUUUUAAAGCAACAAAGAUAUAGUGGUAAAAGGAUCAAUGCAACAACAAGAGCUAAUGAUCCUAACACCCAGAUACAUAGAGACUUAGACUCAAAGAGACAGAAAACUAAUAAGGAUAUCAAGGACUCGAACUCAGAUCCAGAACAAGUAAACUUAAUAAAUAUUUAUAGAGCUCUCCACUUUAAAUGCACAAAAUAUACAUUCUUGUCAAUACCACAUCACACCUACUCAUAGGUGUAAAUGAAAUAUUGAUUGGCCAUUAUUAAUACCCCCCCCUUUUUUUUUUAGAAUAAAGCAACAUUUCCGUUCUCUCUCCCUCUUCUUCCUCUUUCUUCCUUUCUGUCACUCUUUUUCUUUCUUUCCUUCUCUCAAAAAAAGAAGAAAAGAAAUCAACUUGUAGACCUCUAGAUCCAGGUCGGCAAUGCUCUCUCAUUGCCUGAUUUCCUUCCUUCCCUUCCCUCCCUCCCUCCCUCCCUCUCUCCUUCCUUCUUUCCUCCCUUCCUGCCUUCCUCCCUUCCUACAAAAAAAAGUAACAUAUUUUGAGUUGAUUUUUAUAUAUGGAGUAUGAUGAAGGACUUAUUGCUCUGCAUGUGGCUAUAAAGUUUUCUCAACAUCAUUAUUGAGGAUACUGUCCUUUUUCUAAGAAACUGUCACCUAUAUUAAAAAAAUAUUAGUUGUAAAUACAUAAAUAUAUUUCUUGUUUCUCUUUUGUGCUCCAUUGGCCUAUAUGACUGUUUUUGUUCAAGUACCAUACUAUUUUUGUCACCAUAGCUUUGCAGUAUAUUUCUAAGUCAGAUAGGAUGAUACUUCAGACUUCUGUUUUUGUUUAUGCUUGAAUGCUUUUGCUGUUCAGGAUUUUUUGUCAUACCAGAUAAAUUUUAGAUUUUUUAUUUUCUUAUUUUGAGACAGAGUUUUGCUCUUGUCCCCAGGCUGGAGUGCAAUUGUGCAAUCUCAGCUCACCGCAACCUCCGCCUCAUGGGUUAAAGUGAUUCUCCUGCCUCAGCCUACUGAGUAGCUGGAUUACAGGUGUGUGCAACCAUGCCUGGCUAAUUUUUGUGUCUCUGGGAUUACAGAUGUGAGCCACUGUGCAUGGCCUUGAGCAAACUUUUAUUCAUUUUUCUGUUUAACUCGUUCUUUUGUUUAUUUCUAUUUUAAGAAGUAUUUUAAUUUCUACCUGAAAUUACUAAUUUAAACCCAAAAGCAUCUGAGACAGAGCUCAACUUAGAAAUUUAUUUCACCCAGGCUAAGGACACAUCUGUAACAGAGUCUCAGGAGGUUGUGACAAUGUGUGCCUAAGGUUGUUGGGGCACAGGUUUCUUUUAUGCAUUUUAGGGAGACAGGUGACAUUCGUCACUAUAUGUAAGGUAUACAUUGUCCAGGAAGGUAAGACAAUGCAAAGUGAGGUGGGAGCUUCCAGGUUAUAGGACAAAUAGUUAAAGUGUUUCUGAGUUUCUAAUUACCCUUCUAUUGGGUUAUUUCCAGGUGUGUCUUUCCUAAGCCUCCAAGAAAAACUUGACUCCAAGUUUGUAGAGUUUUAAUCUAUUUUGGCCAAUUUUCUGUCUACUUUAUAACAUUCAACAGCAGGUGAUUUAACCAAAACCCUUAUGGUUUUCUAGCACAAUUAUAAGCUACACAUGUAUUCUUAGCAAGGCAAAAACAGAAACCAUGAUGAUUACAAUAACAACCCUUCUGUGCAUGAAUAGCCCUUCAACUGGUGACAUCACACAGCCCACUGUGGAGUUUCUGAAUCCUACACCCAAAGGCAGUCAAAAGUUGGAAAAUUGACUUGCACACAUAGAUCUGGUCCAUAGGUAGAUUGGUGACUCCCACACCAUGAUUCAGCACACCCAUGAAAUGGUGACUUUGCUAAGAAGAUAAAGUUUACAGGAGGAAUAAAGGUUCUCACGCAGUCCACUGUUGAGAUUGUGACUCAUAUACUUAGACUCAACAUUCAGGAGGUUUUUACACAGAUACCUAAAACUGGGACAUUUAUGAAAUUGUUAAUCUCACUCCUGGAUCUUCCUGCAGAUGUUGUUGUGACGUAUAUAUGUCUCUCCCAGUACCUGAGUUAUGUGACUCUCUUGUCAGGGCUCAGCUGACAGAUGGGAUUGUGUUGUAUCACUGGACUCAGCACCUACGUGAUGUGACAUUCUCCUGCUGUGGCAUUACCUAAUUGGGGCCUUGUGACAUAUGUCUGUGCUCAUAACUAAGGUGAUGUGAUUGAUUCUCUUCUCUUGCCUGAUGUCUGCUUACCUGAGAGUGACAUAUCACUGGGCCCAAUACCAAAGUGACAUCGUUUUUUUUAACCUUGAUCACCUCAGAAAACAUUGUGAUGUAUUGUUGGACCCACAGUCAACUUGAUUUGAGUCUCCUGCAGGUACCCUGACCAUAGAGACCAUCGUGACAUAUCUCUGGAAGCUAAGCUAUUUGAAGUGAUUAUCUUGUUAUACCUGCUCUUUGCUCAUAGGAGAGAACAUGACAUAUCUCUGGGCCCAGCACCUAGUUGAUGUAACUCUGCCCUCCUGCCUGGGCUAUGCCUACAGAAGAAAGAGUGACUUAUCACUGGGCUCAGCACACAGGUGAUAUGAUUGUACUGUCUUGAUUCUUGCCCACAGUAAUCUCAUUACAUACUUUUGGGCUCUUCUGCUAGAUAAUGUGUCUCCUUUUCUUCCUGGUACCUGUCCACAAAGGAGAUUGUGACAUAUCACUUGACCCAGCACCUACAUGAUGUGCCUCUCAUCUUAUGCCCUGACUUUUCUUACUGAGCUGAUUGUUACAUAUAGCUGGGUACAACUUCUAGGUUAUUUAACUCUUCUUCCUGAGUCCUCACGGGGCAUUGUGACAUACCUCUAAGCACGUCACCUAGGUAAUAUGACUCUCUUUCCUGGACCGUCCCCUAAUAUGUUAUUGUGACAUAUUUCUGGACCAGAACCUAGGUGAUGUUACUCUUUUCGCCUACCUGUUACUGGAAGUGAAUUCAUAUGGAUAUUAGUCUGCAGGAACCUCGAUUCUUGCCUUCUCAGAAGAAAGAACUCAACUGAGGGGCAUAAAGCAGGAGAGACUGAGGCAAGUUUUAUUUUAUUUUUUAAUUUUUUAUUUCAUAUAAUGGAUUAUUUAGUAAUAAGAAAUGAAGUACUCAUACAUGUUACAACAUGCAUAAACUCUCAAAAUAUUCUGCUAAGUGACAGAAGCCAGAUACAAUAGAUCAGUACUCUAUGAUUCCAUUUGUAUAAAAUGUCCAGAACAGGCAUGGAGACAAAAAGCAUAUCUGUGGUUUCCAGGGGUUGUGGGGAGGAGGUGGAAGUGAUCACUAGUAGUUACACGAUUUCUUUUGGGAGUUAUAAAAUAUUCUAUCAUUAGCUAGUGGUUAUAGUUGCACAACUCUGUGAAUAUAGUAAAACCCACUUAAUUGUAUAUUUUUUCAGAGUGAAUUAUAUCUCAAUAAAACUAUUAUUAGUAAAUGAACAUAAUAAUGAAAAUUCUCUAUUCGUUCCAGAUUUUUUAAUUAGGGGUUUAAUCUUUGGAAAUCAGAACACAACUCUGCCUGCCUAGGACUUCCUGAUCAUACAUAAUAAUUGUACAAUUAUAAAAUGCAAAGGAUCAUUCUAAAUUAACUCUUUGAUCACCUUAUUGUUGAGAAAACUGAGCUCCAAAAAGCAUAAAUGACUUAAAUAAGGUUAUGUAACUAGCCAGUAGAACCAGGGAAGAGUCUCAUUCCAAUAAUUCACAUUUGUUGAUUUUGACAUUUUCUUAAAUCCCCAAGUUUUUUAUAAUUUAAAGAAAAAAAUUAAAAAGUAAGAAGAAAUGCCUAUGUAUCUUUCAUAUUAACUCCAACAACUUUUUGCAGCCUUGGUCAGAGCCAAUGGCAGAUAUAGGUGUAAUAAGUCAUUUCUGUGGGACUUACUCAGGAGAUUUGGGGAGUAGUAAAACAUUUUCUUUGAAAGUCGUGUGUGUUCUCUUCACCAAAGAGCAACUCUUAAAAGACUUUUUAAUUUAUUUUCCCACAGAAAAACACCGAGGAUAUAUACAUUUGUAAAAGAGCAUUAUUUAAUGUUGACCUUCAAAAGCUUAUGGUAAAAUACCUGAUCAUAUAAAUCAGCAAUUGUGUAGUCCAGUAUUUCUGCAGCCUAGGUAUCCACACAUACGUGAGGAUAACAUUGGCGGGUAGUGUGAGCAGCUAGGGGAACGGCAGAUGGUGCCCAGAAUAACAAAUAGUGUUACAUGCUAAAUUUAGUUUAGAAAAUUCUGGAUCAAUUCAAUAAAUAUUUAAGGAAUGUCAACUACAUGCCAGGCUGUCUACUAGAUACGAGAGCAAAACAGAUUUAUACCAGAAUUUUCUUAAAGCCUCUAACACUAAAGGCUAGUGUUCACAAUGAGCAUGGUGACCAUAUAAUCCUAGUUUGCUGUAGACAGCCCCAGUUUACAGGCACUGUUCCAGCAUUAAAAUAAUCUCUUUUUACUUCUGUAAUUCUGCAUAGGACUCUCUGAGAGGUGUGUGUGUGUGUGCGUGUGUGUGUGUAGCAGAUUUUCCUAAACUUGCAUGACCAAUUACAUUACAUCUUUUUUUUUUUUUUUUGAGAUGGAGUUUCACUGUUGUUACCCAGACUGGAGUGCAAUGGCACGAUCUUGGCUCACCGCAACCUCCGCCUUCUGGGUUCAAGCAAUUCUCCUGCCUCACUCUUUCGAGUAGCUGGGAUUACAGGCACACGCCACCACGCUCAGCUAAUUUUUGUAUUUUUAGUAGAGACGGGGUUUCACCUCGUUGACCAGGAUGGUCUCGAUCUCUUGACCUCCCAAAGUGCUGGGAUUAUAGGCGUGAGCCACCGUGCCCGACCACAUUACGUACUUCUAUCCACAUUCCUACGAUCAUCUUCUAAAACAGUGGUCUCAGUCCGCAGAACAUAGUUUGGGGUCUACUCCAUUAUCAACAUUUGAUAACUGAGGAAACAAAGGAUCUGAGAAUAAAACAGACUCAGCUAGACACAGGACACUAAAGCCUAGGACACCUGGCUCAUAGAGCACUAAUGCUCUUUCUGACAUAUCACAGACUAUGAUGCUAAGGCACUCUUAACAUGGUUAACAAGUUCUAUUAUAAAAAUAAGUCACCAAGUUCCACAUUUUAAUUUCAUUUUAGACCAGGCGCGGUGGCUCAAGCCUGUAAUUCCAGCACUUUGGGAGGCCGAGGCGGGUGGAUCACGAGGUCAAGAGAUUCAGACCAUCCUGGUCAACAUGGUGAAACCCUGUCUCUACUAAAAAUACAAAAAAUUAACUGGACAUGGUGGCGUGUGCCAGUAAUCCCAGCUACUCAGGAGACAGGCAGGAGAAUUGCCUGAACCCAGGAGGCAGAGGUUGCAGUGAGAAGAGAUCAUGCCGUUGCACUCCAGCCUGGGUAACGAGCGAAAACUCCCUCUCAAAAAAAAAAAGUUCGUUUCUAAGGAAGUUCAUUUUUUUCUUCCUCAAUCAUAACUGUAAAAUUAAAAACAGAGAAAAUAUAUUUUAGUCAACUCUUAAGAUUAUAAUCCAAGUUCACUUACCCAACUCUCUCCUUUCCUCCUCUCUCUCUCUAGUAAUUAUAAAGUAGCUGAUUUCUGUAUAUCUUCAAAGUAUUACUGGCUUCACAGGUGUGUGUUGGGGUGGGGGAGGAGAAGUUAAGUCUAUCCAUCAAUCAACAAAAUGUUCAGUGUCUACCACAAUGUAUUCAGCUGUAAUAUUUUACACUGUGGUUCCAAGUGUUUUUUAAAAGUGGGGAUACUAUAAUAAUUUCUUGGGCCAUAUGGUACUUACACAAAUCCCAAAGACUCAAAAUAUAAUUUCAUUAUUAUUUUUUAGUUUCUAUAAGCUUAUCAACAAACGAUUUUCUGAUUCUGGUUGCACCAAAAUGUUUGGCCCUAGAAAAAUAUCAUGGAAGGAAUUCUGUAGUUGAAAACUAGUUAUUCAAAUUUUUGAUCAUCCGUGGCCGCUGAUAUUUCUAGAUAACUGUUAUGCAUUUUAAGCAACUUAGGUACUUCUUUCAGAGAAAAAUGAGUGAAUGGUCAUAUAGCCUUUAAAAUGAAAGUCAAUGAGUUAAGAAAUAGAAUAGCCUGUUCUGAAAAAGGAAAAAGUAGAAAAUGUUAGAUAAAAUAGCGUUUAAACUUUUAAGAAAUUCAUUUCUGUGCAUCAUUUUGUUCAUCACCAAUAAAAGUUAGUUGAUAUUAAUUAAAUCUUAGACAAGAUAACCAGUUAAGCAGAUGAAAAGAAAAUUACAAGGGAGAAAAACAUUUCUAGAAAGGAACUAUUUUUGGAUUUGUAGAUGGUAAUUUGAGAUGUACGUGUAACAAUAUCCUCACAUAUUGGAAGUUGUGACUAUGUGACAGAGCUUUGAUGUUUGCAACACAGCAGACUCUUCUGUAAUAAUUAUUUUAAAAGGCUUGCCUAUGACAAUUUCCCAUUUGAAGUAAUAAACCUAUUCAAGUCUAACUAUUGUACUUAGUUAUAAUCCCAUUAAAAAAUACAGAUAUUGAUCAUAUCAAACAUUUCAUUGAGAAGUUGACACAGACACUCAUGCAGUUUACGUGGAUGUUCUCAGAAGCUUUCCUGUGUUUCAGAAACAGAACUACAGGCCUUUUUGUAUAAGUUUCUGUACAUCUUGUCCAUGCUGUUCUCAAAGAUGGGAUGGUGGGAUUUUCCCUUAUAAGAGGCGGCCUGUUGG